AAUCAUCUUAGGUACUCGGCCGAGAUUUCAAUCAGAGGGUUUAACACUCUCUUUCUACUACUGUCUUUACUUGUAACAGAAUCGAUCCGUCCAAGAGUGAGGUCAAUUGCUCCACGGGUUGCCAUGCUUAUUUCUAACCCGCAAGGCCAUUAAGCAAUCUUUUCGUUUAUCAUAUGAUCAACUCUCAAGAACCCUAUCCCUUUUAAUAUUGUCUUCCAACGUACAAUGACAGGGCUAGUUGGACACGUUCGGAAGCCUAAGCCACCAAUUACCCUAGGAUCACCGCAUGAGGAUGAUGCUACACCAACAGUGACACCCAUAACACCACAACAUUUCAACCCACCUGUCUUGCGUAAUUUCUCCUAUCCGUUUCACGUCGGAAGCCUGAGGCAGCCGCCAAUAUUUCCAUCGUUACCAAUAGCUCAGCAGACAGCCUGGGAUCAGUUGGGUGAACUUUGCAAUUUCUCUCCUGAUAAUAUUUCCAGAGCACGUGAAGCGAAAACCCUUGGGCUCGAUGAUCCUUUUUCCUUCAGGUUUGAGACGGAAUCUUACUCUCAAUUAGAUGACGAGGACAGUGACGGAAACCAAGAAUUCGGUAUCGGCGUAUCGUCCGAGCAACUUGACCAAGAGUCACUAUCACAAGAAGAUCCCGUGCCAAAAAAGAGGCUUCGCCGAAGCACAUUACUAAGUUUAGCUUCAUCUCAAGCCCGGGAUUCUUCAGACCUUUAGAAGAGUGCUGAGAAAGGUGGGCUGAAAGAUAAAGCUUUAAAGUUGACCAGGGGCCAGUCAUUAGGAAAUCGCAUCUUUCCUCA
Daldinia vernicosa is the source of this 812-nucleotide messenger RNA. RefSeq lists its product as uncharacterized. The record is from RefSeq and is a predicted model, not a curated record. Lineage: Eukaryota; Fungi; Ascomycota; Sordariomycetes; Xylariales; Hypoxylaceae. The transcript is spliced from 2 exons. Bases 226 to 729 code for a protein of 167 amino acids.